Molecule: messenger RNA, 2363 nt
Organism: Carassius gibelio (silver crucian carp)
Lineage: Eukaryota; Metazoa; Chordata; Actinopteri; Cypriniformes; Cyprinidae
Product: angio-associated migratory cell protein
Exons: 11
Coding region: 239-1486 (415 amino acids)
Cellular component (GO): cytosol
Molecular function (GO): protein binding
Source: RefSeq, a predicted model, not a curated record
CCGUCACGUGUUCUCCACGUCAUACGUCAACACGCGCUGCCUGGGCGAGCACGUGAAAUAUACGAACAUAUUAAAGCGCGUUAGAGUAACGUUAUUAUCCAGCAAACAGUGAAUCUGACGAAACUUUGUCAUAGAGCAGUGACUUCGUUCAAAACUGUAUCGCGAAUAAAGGACCAGAAGCGCCAUUCAGCAGCGGUCUAGCGGAAAGAGCUCGUGGUAAAACUUCAUAAAUAUAUUGAUGAUGGAUAAUCCUGAAGAAGAUUCACUGAACCUGCACGAAGAUGAAGAAAUCAUCGAGGUUAUUGAUCUCAGUGACACAGAACAGACCGCAGAGGAUCUGGCGGAGGAGCUGGAGGAUGUAGAUCUGGCGGAGGCUGGGAAUGUGGAUGAUGACGGAUGGGAGACGGAGGAUGAGAUGGAGUCUGAGCAGGACGACAGUGAACUGACCUUCUCCAAACACACGGGUUCUGUCUUUUGUGUCAGUUUGGACCCCGUGAGCAACAGUCUGGCUGUCACCGGCGGAGAGGACGACAGGGCCUUCGUGUGGAGCGUGUCUGAUGGAGACGUGCUGUUUGAAUGCACAGGUCACAAGGAUUCGGUCACAUGUGCUGCGUUCAGCUCCGACUCCAAGCUGGUGGUGUCUGGUGAUAUGAGCGGUCUCAUUAAGGUCUGGAACGUGGAGAACAAGGAGGAGAUCUGGUCUUUUGAGGUUGGAGACCUGGAAUGGUUGGAGUGGCAUCCCUGUGCUCCGGUGCUGCUGGCCGGAACAGCUGAUGGGAACGUCUGGAUGUGGAAGAUCCCGAGCGGAGAGUGCAAGACAUUUCAAGGGCCCAACUGCCAGGCGACUAGUGGGAAGAUCCUUCCUGACGGAAAGAGAGCAAUUGUGGGCUACGAGGACGGAAGUUUACGUCUGUGGGACUUAAAACAAGGCAAUGCCGUUUAUGUCAUCAAAGGUCAUGAUGGUCAUCAGGGAGCGCUGACCUCUAUAGCGUGUAAUAAAGAGGGAUCGCUGGCUCUGACCGGGUCAGUGGAUGGUCAGGCUAAACUCUUCAACACAUCCACAGGAAAGUUGUUAUGCUCAUUUUCCAAUGAAAACAAUGAAGCAAAGGACUCUAUGCAGGAGCAGGAUUCCAACUCUGUUGAAUCUGUGGGAUUUUGUAAUGUGUUACCCCUAGUUGCUGUUGCAUAUUUGGACGGCACCCUGGCCAUUUAUGAUGUUAUUUCACAGAGCCUCAGACAUCGGUGUAAACAUGAGGUGGGUGUAGUGCACCUGCAGUGGGAGGAGGCGUCAGCGGUCAUCUCCACCUGUAAUCUGGCUGGUGUGGUCACUCUGUGGGACGCCAGAUCAGGAGUCAUGAUGUCAGAGUACCGCGGACACUCGGCUGAGAUCCUCGACUUUGUGCUGAACAGAGACGCGUCAGUCGCCGUCACCGCUGGAGGAGACCAUAAAGCCAAAGUGUUCUGCCUGCAGAGACCCGACCGGUAGAGCCACGUUUUCAUCUGGAACCCAUUAGACUUCAGCAACUGCAGUACCUCCCCACACACACAGUUACCUGUAACCUGCAGCUUUUUAAAGUUUAGACAGAGCUGUGCAGUUCUGUCUUUGUCAUUCUUGUCAUGACUGUGUAAGUCUGAAAGAGCGAUUUCUUCUUGUCUUUUGCUUAGGCGAUAUACAGCUGUAAUUGGGCUGUCACAUACAUUUAUAUUGCCAAAUUAUGUGGGUUUUAUCUGUUCUGUUAAUGUUUAGUAAGACAAGUCUCAGUGCUUCAUGAUACAGUUACAUUCUUGAGAAAUGUUUGUCAGACGUUGAGAUCUGUUGCAGAGCUGUGAUGAUGAAAAAACAACAACAAGAAAACGACCUUCUACAAACUCUGAAGCGCGUGUUUCUAUAGACUGUAUGGUGAAGCACUGAGAUUUGUCCUCACAGAUAUGACUGAAAUAAUUAAACUUAUUAAUCUGAAUGGAAUGUCUACACUCAGUUGGACAUGCAGAGUAUUUAACAUUCAGGUCCAAUAAGUUCUUGGUAAAACAUGCACAUUUAAUCAUCGGUUCAGGUUUCUAGACCAUUCAACUGGAUGCUCAGAUUAAAGUUCUUCCCUUUUGCUAAUGUUAAGUGUCCGAUCACUGGUCAAGGAACAGCUUUUGUCUUUCUUCUCCGAGCAGUAGCUAUGAAUAAUUAGCAGUGAUGAAUUCACAACUGCCUGUGCACGGUCUUGGCAACAUUUCGGUGCUGAAUUGAUGGCCAUACAUUCUGUUGUGUUUAAUCAGUGUCAUGAGGGUUGUCAGCCUUAAUUUUCUUCCUUUAACAAGUUACAACAAUGUUUGAAAUGUGAUGUGUGAAUAAACACAACAGUGAUGUUAAA